GGGCUUAUAUAUUUAAUCCUUCACGCAGGGGACGACGCACACAGCCUUGAACUAAUUCCUUCAGUUUAGACUAGCUGCCGAAUUGAAGCUCACUGAGAAGGAUGGCUGGCGCCGUGGCCGAUCCGAACCAUCAUAGCAUUGCCGUGACGGCGCCAGAUCAGCCCCAAGGAUCAACGGCGGUCGAGCCGCCAUGGCUGGCUGCUCAGAGAUGCCUGAACCGCUUCGUCCGCACCGUCGCGCUCUUGGAGAGGGCGGGCAACGGCCUCGGCACGCUCGCGUUCACGUGGGCGACCGUCGUCAUCCUCGGCGGGUUCUCCACGAACCUGGGUCCGGAUUUCUGGUACGCCACGGCGAUAGUGUUCCUCGAGGCUUUCAGGGUGUUUAGCCGUGAAAGCCGAUCAGACGAUGAGUUGUUGUUCAAGACAACAGGAAGCAUUAGGCUGAAAAGGGUGAAACUCAUAGGCAAUGUACCUUAUUACCUGAAUGUAGGGAUCGUGAUGGUAUCUCUGUACGGCACCAUCGAAUUUCUCCUCGUCCAUUACAAAUACCUUCCACAACCACCUCAUCGCAUGCCAUAUCACUUCGUUUUGCUGGCCGUGUUACUAGCGUUAGGGAGCAUGGUGCAGCUUCCCACAAUUGUCAAAUACAUGAAGAAGGGUCACCCAUUACUGCAGGCAAGCCCAUUAGUUGCAGUCCUAGCAUUUGGUGGUGUACUCUUAUGGACCAAUGCUCCUGCACGAUUUGCGGCAUUGGUUGUUGCACCACUUUUUGUUGGAUGCUUGCAUAGUUUAAUAGCGGCCUGCCUGAAAAAAACCGAAAUACUACCUCAUAUUCCUAAAUUGCUCCAGAAAUUUGGUUCCUUGAUAUUCCCGGUUUGGAUAGCUAUUUCAGUGCCGAUCGCAUUUCGGUCUAUGGGCAUCCUCAUACUGCUAGGGACGCUGCUUGUAGGCAACAUCCAGAUUCCCAUGGCUCUGGCGCGGAUCGGGCUCUCGUUGAUGCGCCUAUCCAGCAAGGAGAGCCAUAAGGUCGUCCCGGGCGGUGAAAACAAUAAUGAGCACCUUGCACCAGCGCUCAGGAUUUUUUACAGCAUGGUGCUUGGCCAAGGGACGCUGUACAUUCUUGCGUGCUUAUGCGAGUCUGUACUCUUCCACUUCCUUCGGGGAUAUCUUGCAAGGGCACUAGGUGAUGUCAAGGAGGGAUUUGAAUCUGUUGAUAUGUACUAUGAGCAUGCCUACGACAAGUGUAUGGAAGAUGGUGUGCUUGCUCAGGAGGACCUACAUCUUGUGAGGUUCGCGGUUGACUCUCUCAACUCCAACUCACGCAACAGGAAGCUCGCCGCGGUCCAAAUUCUGCACUCCCUUCUUCUGCCACGAGAGGCCUCUAACAAAUUGCCUGACUCAGACAGAACCACCUGCACAAAGGCGGUUGUCACCUUGAUCAGCAUGCUGCGUUGGACUGGUCCAGACGAUCAGAUUAUCAGGUUUUUCGCUGCAAAGAUUGCCGCUGAGCUUGCUGGAGAUCUCCUAAUUGUUGGCAUCCCAGGCACAAUACAAAUGGUAUCUUCUCUUCUUGAUUCUGAUGCAAAGAAUUCUUUGGUCAAGCAAAGCAAUUCAGCUCAAAUAGUGGAUAACAAUGAACAGUCCAAUGAUAAUGGGCAACUAAUAAUAAGUCACGAUUCAGCUACCACAGUGGACAUGAAGGGGGUGGAAGUUCCUUAUCAAACAGUAAAAAUAAUAAAAGAUUAUUCAGCCCAUGCAGAAGCCAACAGCAAAUGGUGGUGCAAAACAUGGAAAUUCUUGCUAUCCGUCAAGGGGAUGCUGUCAGUUCCAAAAGAAGGAAAAGAACCUUGGACGGAUGAGGAUUCGUUUCCUGUGCAGGGGAUGAUAAUCCUUGAGAAACUCACUCACAAUCCUGACAACUGUGCAGAAAUCAACAGAGCAGCCGGACUCAUACCGAAGAUCAUAGGCUUCAUGAGCUAUACCAACACGAACGCAACAAACAUUAGCAAGGCGCGUCAAAAACUAUGUAUCACUUCAGCUUUGAAGUUGAUUGCAAAGCUUGUGAGCACCGAAGGGGAAAUUGGUUUGGCUCUCCGGCAGAAGAUCUCAGAACAAGCUUUCCUACUCAGUAACCUCGCUGAAAUUUUGGAGGAUAGCCACACUGGAAUGGAUCAACAGCUCACAAUGGUUAUCAUUUCAAAGCUUGCUCUUGAUGACGAAACAAGACAUGAGAUUGGGAGCUUCCAAUUGUUCAUCACUAAGUUGAUGCAUGUAUUUCUUGGUCGAGAUGGAUCAACAAACACAUACUAUGAUUGUUCACUGCGAAUGGUGGCAGCAGAAGCGCUGUCAAAUUUGUCAAUGGAGAAUCCCGCCAACUGCUCAUCUAUCUUGGAGGAAACAAGAUAUGAUCUUAUUGAUAACCUCAAGAAAAUGAUUCUGAAUGAUGAGUUUGCAUGUUUUGCAGAAAGUCUACUGGAGAAUCUGUGCUCUCACUCCAGAAACAAGCUGCAGCAACAAGAAUCACGCGAGCACCUCUCGUCUGCCUUGCAAGGGGUGUUGGUGAAAAUGAUGGUUGCCGAGGGCAAGCAACUGGAGUUCCUUAUCGGCCUCGCCUCGCAGAUCUAUACUGUGAUCCCUGAAAGUUUUGCCCACAAGCUAGAGUCACAUGCCAAUGCAACAGGACUCGUUCAAAAGCUGGUGGUUACACUCAAUUCCAAUAAGAAACCAAGUCAUGAAUAUCCAAGGAUGAGAAGGGUCGUUGUUGAGAUGAUAAUAUCGGUUGUGGUCUCGUGUCCACACUGCGCAAUCAUUUUCAGAGAACAAGGGAUGAUGGAAGCACUGACCAAGGUAGAGAGGACCCCAUCCAAGGUGGAAAAGUACAGGGUUUUCUUCGGUGACACAGGAGUGGUUCUGGAGCGCGGCUUACCUCUGCGCGACCUAGUAGCUAGAGCCAAAGGGCUCAUUGAUCCUUCAACUCCAACUCCAGGUGCUCAACUAUUGUGACAUUGCAUGAUUAAUCGUCAUUGGUCAAUCACCAUCUACUGAUGAUAAAGCAAGAGACCGAAGCCAUACUAUUGUUGUAUAUGUGUUCUUGGUGCCAAUCUUCCAGACAAGCACUGUCUUUAUAUGAUUAAAAGAAUGUAGUAUUGUAUAUUCUAAAUUGGUUUGACGAUGUGUUUCUGGUCGCAGAGCUUUAUACUACUUAAAAGCUGAUGUAAAGAGGAAUAUCAUUUUUCUACUUGCAGAUGUUUUCCCUAUUAUAUUUACGGUUGCACCUCUGUAAGAGUAUUAAUUAAUAUUGCCUUCCAGAUGCUA
Messenger RNA from Setaria italica (foxtail millet), 3314 nucleotides. RefSeq lists its product as uncharacterized. The record is from RefSeq and is a predicted model, not a curated record. The coding region runs from base 102 to 3002 and encodes 966 amino acids. Lineage: Eukaryota; Viridiplantae; Streptophyta; Magnoliopsida; Poales; Poaceae. The transcript has 3 exons.